Molecule: messenger RNA, 3859 nt
Organism: Impatiens glandulifera
Lineage: Eukaryota; Viridiplantae; Streptophyta; Magnoliopsida; Ericales; Balsaminaceae
Product: putative lysine-specific demethylase JMJ16
Exons: 11
Coding region: 43-3546 (1167 amino acids)
Biological process (GO): chromatin remodeling
Cellular component (GO): nucleus
Molecular function (GO): histone H3K4me/H3K4me2/H3K4me3 demethylase activity
Source: RefSeq, a predicted model, not a curated record
UUUUCUUGGGUACCCACCCAGGGUAAUAACUCAAGUGUGAGAAUGGUGACGGAGAUUUUUAGGCCAUGUGUCCAAGAAGAGAACAUGGAUAUUCCAUCAACCCCACCAGGUUUUGAGUUAUGUACUGUUGUGAAACCAAAUUCGUUGGAAGGAAAAGAACAAACAACAGCUUCUCCAGUUUCUGAAGCUCAAUCUGUUCAAAGUACCACCAAACUUGACUUGGGCAAUAAUGCAAAUCUUUCAAGGCCUGUUAGGGAUAGACCUUCUGUAGACUACAGUAAAAUUGAUGGCUAUGUUGAAGAUGUAGCUGAUUCUAAGCAGGUUGCUGCACAAUGGCAUCCAAAUGAGGGUUGGAGGCCGGAUCUUGAAGAGGUUCCUGUAUUUUACCCCAGUGAAGAGGAGUUUCAAGAUACUCUAAACUAUAUAGAAAGCAUACGCCUUAGAGCAGAAAAAUAUGGGAUUUGUCGUAUUGUUCCUCCCCCUUCAUGGAAGCCUCCUUGUCCUCUUAAGGAGAAAAAUAUAUGGGAGGGAUCUAAAUUUCAUACACGUAUACAGAGAGUAGACAAACUUCAAAACCGGGACUCAUUGAAAAGGACUCUAAAGGUUAGUACCACCAAUAAGAGGAGGAAGAAAAGAAGAUGUAUGAAAAUGGGGGUAGAGUGCGGUUCAAGUGCUGAUGAUGUACUUGGUUCUUGUGAAGCUGGAAUAUAUGAGGAACCAAUAUUCGGAUUUGAACCGGGCCCAGAGUUCACCUUAGAUACAUUUCAGAAAUAUGCAGAUGAUUUUAAAGCUCAAUACUUUAGGCUAACCGACAGCAAUGCUGUUCAAGUUGGUGAUAUAGCCAAGGUCCAAGAGCAGUAUGAACCUUCAGUGGGUGAUAUUGAGGGUGAGUAUUGGCGAAUUGUGGAGAAACCUACAGAAGAAAUUAAGGUGUUCUAUGGGGCUGAUUUAGACACAGGGGUUUUUGGAAGUGGAUUCCCAAACUUAUCUGAUAGGGGAGAAGGUUCUAACUCAGAUGUGAAAUAUGUGAAAUCAGGAUGGAAUCUAAAUAAUUUUCCUAGGCUUCCAGGUUCUGUUCUCACGUAUGAAAGCAGUGAUAUAUCAGGUGUUCUGGUGCCUUGGCUGUACAUAGGAAUGUGUUUCUCGUCCUUUUGUUGGCAUGUUGAAGAUCACCACUUAUAUUCACUGAAUUACAUGCAUUGGGGCGCUUCAAAAUUGUGGUAUGGUGUCCCGGGACAAGAUGCUAUUAAGUUGGAGGCAGCUAUGAAAAAGCAUCUUCCUCAACUUUUUCAAGAACAGCCUGACUUGCUUCAUAAGCUGGUCACACAACUUUCACCAGCAAUACUAAGAUCCGAGGGAGUGUCGGUCUAUAGAUGUGUCCAAAAUGAAGGGGAAUUUGUUCUGACGUUCCCAAGAGCAUAUCAUUCUGGAUUCAACUGUGGAUUUAAUUGUGCAGAAGCUGUAAAUGUUGCUCCUGUUGAUUGGUUACCACAUGGGCAAAAUGCAGUUGAGCUCUACCGGGGUCAAUGCCGAAAAACUUCAGUUUCCCAUGAUAAAUUGUUGCUUGGUGCCGCAAGGGAAGCUGUCAAAGCACAGUGGGAACUCAAUUUACUAAGGAAGAAUACUUCAGAUAAUUUAAGAUGGAAGAGUGUUUGUGGGAAGAAUGGGAUCCUCACAAACGCAUUCAAGGAUCGCGUUGAGAAGGAGCAGGUUAGGAGGGGAUUUCUCUUCAGUUCUCCUCACAUAAUGAAGAUGGAGAGUGAUUUUGAUUCCACCACUGAGAGAGAAUGUUCCAUUUGCCUGUUUGACUUGCAUCUUUCCGCUGCAAGCUGUCCCUGUUCACCCGAUAAGUACGCAUGCCUUAACCAUGCACACCAGUUAUGUUCAUGUUCACGAGAUAUAAAAACUUUCCUGAUCCGUUAUGACAUCAAUGAACUCAACAUUUUGGUGGAAGCAUUGGAAGGAAAACUAAGUGCUAUUUACAGAUGGGCAAGGCUAGAUUUUGGAUUCGCCCUGAGUUCCCAUGUCUCGAAAGGAGAUUCACAAUCCAACACAGAAAGUAAAGAAAAGGCUGGGGAAACUCUUAAUCAAGAUAAAAACACAGGUGGUUUAUGCUUAUUACAGAAAGGUGGAUCAUCAUCUCUAAUCUACAAAAUCAAGGUGGAAAAUAUGAGCUUGAAUAUCAAGAAAGAGGAAAUAUCCCAUUCAACUAAUCUAGUUUCUCAGCCCUUACAGGGAGAAGUCUCGAAUAGCAAUGACUUAGUUAAGACCACCGAAUUGCAUAAACCGUUGUUUUCAGAAAUUGGUGAUGUUAUACUCCUUAGUGAUGAUGAUGAGUCAAAUGGGCCACUUCCAAAGGGAGCAAAAGAGAAAUCUAUUGCAGUGUUGGGAACUCCAAGUAAUUGUAUUAAAGAUCCUUCGGCUAGUUGUGCAGUAAAGGUUGAACAAGAUAUGGACUUAGAACCUCACGAGGAUGGCAAUAUUUCUUCUUGUAAUUCCGCAGUCAGUCAGUCUCAGAGUCAAUUACCAGAUCCUUCUUUUGCUGAAGCUUCUUCCAGCGUAACUAACUCUGACCGGUUAUUAGUGAAAUGUGAGUCUGAGAUUUGUGAAACGACAAAUGGGGUCAGUUGUUCUCCACAAGCACAUCCAUUUGGUAAUGAACUAUUGAAAAAUGAAGACAGUAGCAGUAGUGUAAUGGGAUCAAAUUCCAACUCUAGGAUGACAUGCACCAUGCCAGACACAAAUGUAAACCAGCAAAAUAAUAAAAAUAAUAUUGACAGAUAUUUUCGACAGAAGGGUCCACGAAUUGCCAAGGUCAUCCGUAGAAUCAACUGCAAUGUUGAAAUUCUGGAAUACGGCGUUGUGCAAAACGGGAAGCUAUGGUGUGACAGUAGGGCUAUCUUUCCAAAGGGAUUUAGGAGUCGAGUAAUGUAUAUAAGUGCUUUAGACCCGACAAAUAAGUGCUACUAUGUUUCAGAAAUCCUGGACAGUGGACGCGGGUCACCGCUUUUUAUGGUUUCUUUAGAGGAGAGCCCGAGCGAUGUAUUUGUUCAUGUUUCUGUUGCUAAAUGCUGGGAUAUGGUAAGAGAGAAAGUGAAUCAAGAGAUUACAAGACAACAUAAGCUGGGAACAAUUAAUCUUCCUCCAUUACAGCCACCUGGGAGUCUUGAUGGGUUUGAAAUGUUUGGUUUUUCAUCCCCAGCAAUCGUGCAGGUUAUUCAAGCAAGGGAUAAAAAUCGCAUUUCCAUUGCAUAUUGGAGAUCGCGUCCACUUCUUCAAAUCCCACAACAUAUUGAACAACCAGAGAAUGAUAGUGAUGGGAAACACAUUUCAAGCUCUGAGAUAACAAUCGGUCAGAAUGAUGGGUCCAAUUGUAAUUUCUCAAUUGCAGGAGCUGUUGAUACAGUACUGGAUGGCCUACUGAAGAAAGCGGAUCUCAAAGAACUGCACAUGUUAAAAGAUGUCGUGACUGGUUCUAGGCCCUCCAUCAAUCGACAACUUCUGACCGAACUUGUUCGAGAAGAAAUUAAAGGGCGCCUGAGAUGAUAAUGAUGUGCGUAUAAUCAAUAUAUUUUCCUAGCCUUGUAGAUGUAGCUAACUAUUGCAAAUUUUUUCUUUCUUUCGGCCCAUCGCGGUUACCAGAAUCACCGCUUGUUUUUUUAAACAAGGAAUUCUUUCAGGUGGUCUAUACCAUUCUUUAUUUUUUUCCAUGUUGUACACAUUAAAUUUGGUUCUAUUGUAAGACUUCAGUAGAUAAAAGAUGACUGUUAGUUCUAAGUUUGGUUACUACAUAUUCUUCAACUGUAGUAACUAUUUUCUUUUUCAAAAAGAAAAUAAUAUUCUCUUUAUCAAUAACUUG